Molecule: messenger RNA, 279 nt
Organism: Paramecium octaurelia
Lineage: Eukaryota; Ciliophora; Oligohymenophorea; Peniculida; Parameciidae
Source: the annotation of a GenBank genome assembly
AUGAGCUAAAUACUCUAUGAUGAAGGCAAUAUUGAUUAUCACUCCCUAAGAUACGGAUAAACAAACAAGAUGAGGAGAAAAGAUUUUACAGAUUUGUAAUUAGAUGCGUUUUGGAAUGGAACGAAUAGUAUUUUCCGGAAUGAGCAUAACGUUAGAUAUACUAAAGCCCUUCCAUAACUUAUUCAAGCCAAGAUGGUUAUAUACAGACGGGGUUAGUUUCCGAUAGGAAGCCUUUGGUAGUUGGUGAGAACGAGGCGAAGAAAAUUUUUCAUUUUGUGA